AUGAAUGAAGAUCAAAAGAAGAAGAUCAGACAACGGUAUGUCUACCUGGUCAACAACCUGACAGACCCGAGGAGUACAGGGCUUGCUGCACACCUGUACCAAGAUGGCGUCAUUGAGCUGCGAGAUCGUCAGAUUGUGGAGAAGGAAAAAGCAACAGAAGACGCCAUAAAACAUCUGCUUGAUGCCGUGAUGAACUCUUCACAUUCGGGCGCCUUUGAUUGCUUCCUUAAACUUUUGGAAGAAUAUGGACAAGACUACCUGGCCAUUGUUUUAAGACAAAGUACCAGUUCUGAUGGAACAGGUUUGUGUGACGUGUGUCCAGAAGACAAUAAAUCCCCUGCCACUUCCGUGUGUUUGGACUGCAAGGAGCUCAUGUGUUCUACGUGUGCCGGCUGUCAUAAGAGGACAAGAAUUUUGAAAGAACACAAACUUCAGGAGUUACCAGCUGCCGUCACAGACAAAUGCCAAGUACACCCAUCCAUUUAUCUUAAAUCUUACUGUCCCCAAUGUGACGUCCUUGUCUGUGAGCGAUGUAUGGUGGACACACACAAAGGACACACAGACGCUUGGAAAGACGCAAUAACAGCGGCCGAGGACUUGAAAUGUAAACUGAACGGGAUUAUUGAUGAAAUCAAAGAUAUUCCUCUAAACAAACAUUCGAUAGAAAAAGAAGAAAAGGAACAACUAGCCGACUUGGAUGAGCAAAGACAACGAGCUAAACAAGCUAUUGAUACACGUGUAGACGAGGUUUGCAAACUGGCGAAAGUCUGUGCUGAAAAAGCCAAAGAAGAAGUGGACAAAGCAUAUUUGGAUAUAAAACUUCAGCUGCAAAUAACCAAUAAAAUAGCAUCCCUCGAAAAACAACUGAAAGCCUAUGAAAAUAUGGUGAAUGACGCUUCCGUCUCUAGUGUAGUUAAAAAUCACGCGGAAUGGGAGACUUCACUAAAGGAAAUGUUGCAGACGCAUUCCCCCACCUCUCCUGUGCCGGCGCUAAGAUUUCAGACCAUCACUUGGACAGAAACAGCCAUACAGCAGGCAAUGGGUGCGGUGGUUAUAGGAGAGAUCACACCGACAUUGAUCACACAACACCAACUGCAGUGUUCCAAGGAUCCACUGGAGCUCCCCAUAGCUGUGGACAGCAUGCCUGGUGGUGACGUCGUGGUGGGGACAGGGUGUAAUGCUGAUAAAAACAAGCAUCGUAUCAUCACCUCUUCCUCCACAGGAGACAUCAAGAAGGAGAUCAAGGUUACGGGGCUGAAAGGACUGACAGUACUACGUGACGGUACAAUAGCAGCUACUGUAUGUGACGACAGUACACGGGAAGUGAGGAUAUAUACUAAAGACGGUGGUGUGAAAUCAUCGUUCAAGUGCAGCACACCUGGUCGUAUUACAGUGAACCAUGAAGGUCAGCUGGUUGUGAUGGAUUCUAGUAUAGGCACAUGUAAUAAUGUAAUGGUAUAUCAUACUGACGGUACACAGAUCAGGGUAUUCUCUGAUAUCUCAUCCAAACCAGCACCAUAUUUCAAUGACAUAACAACCACACCCAGUGGUGACGUCAUAGUAUCAGAUCCCAAUGACUGCUGUAUACGUGUCUACACACCUGAGGGUCAGCUACGGUACACGUACGGUGGAGAGGGCGUCAUGAAGUGUUCACACGGUGUCUGUGUGGAUGAAGAUGGAACUAUAUUUAUCUCUGACAACCUUGCUAACAACAUCCACCAGGUGUCUCCUGCUGGCCAGUUCAUGCGAUAUGUGCUGACAGACAAGGAUGGACUGCGGGCACCCAGGGUCGUGUGCAUCAACCAGGAAGGGCACCUCGUGGUAGCUCAACAAAACGGAUGGAUUAAGACAUACAACACGCCUGGUGGUGACGUUGUGGUGGGAACGUGGUGUACAGCUGAUAUAACCAAGCGUCGUGUCAUCAUCUGUUCCUCCACAGGAGACAUCAAGAAGGAGAUCAAGGUUACGGGGCUGAGAGGACUGACAGUACUACGUGACGGUACAAUAGCAGCUACUGUAUGGGACGGCAGUACACAGGAAGUGAGGAUAUACACUAAAGACGGUGGUGUGAAAUCAUCGUUCAAGUGCAGCACACCUGGUCGUAUUACAGUGAACCAUGAAGGUCAGCUGGCCGUGAUGGAUUCUAGUAGAGGCACAUAUAAUAAUGUAAUGGUAUAUCAUACUGACGGUACACAGGUCAGGGUAUUCUCUGACAUCUCAUCCAAACCAGCACCAUAUUUCAAGUACAUAUCAACCACAGGCAGUGGUGACGUCAUAGUAUCAGAUCCCAAUGACCGCUGGAUACGUGUCUACACACCUGAGGGUCAGCUACGGUACACGUACGGUGGGGAGGGCGUCAUGAAGGGUUCACACGGUGUCUGUGUGGAUGAAGAUGGAACCAUAUUUAUCUGCGACUUCCAUGCUUACAACAUCCACCAGGUGUCUCCUGCUGGCCAGUUCAUGCGAUAUGUGCUGACAGCCAAGGAUGGACUGAGGGCACCACACGACGUGUGUAUCAACCAGGAAGGGCACCUCGUGGUAGCUCAAGAGGACGGAUGGAUCAAGACAUACAAGUAUAAAUAACGAUAUAUGGUGUUAUUUACUCCUCGUCCUUGAUCAAAUGACACAUCGGCUUCAAUAUGAAAGACGAUAAUGUUUACAAAUUUAAUCUGUAUACUAAUAGAAUCAUACCUGUACAUGGAUAUCACAUAUUGAGCACAAUUAUCAGAUGUGCAUAUUUUUUGUAAAUAUAAAACUGUGAGACCAAGGAGAAUUUGAGAC
Molecule: messenger RNA, 2781 nt
Organism: Lingula anatina
Lineage: Eukaryota; Metazoa; Brachiopoda; Lingulata; Lingulida; Lingulidae
Biological process (GO): regulation of apoptotic process
Cellular component (GO): nucleoplasm
Molecular function (GO): zinc ion binding; ubiquitin protein ligase activity
Source: RefSeq, a predicted model, not a curated record